GCUCGCACAUUGCACACCGCUACAGCAAUCAUGGACGCUCGCCAACCUCACCCCUUCACUAGACCCCCAGACCGCCCUCUCAUGCACAAUCCCAAUCAUUCGUCUGGGCCUCCUCCUCCGCCGACAUUCAAAAACUAUCCUCCCGUUACCACUCAACCCUUCCACCCACCAACCUACGCCCAGGACCCGUACCCGACCGCCCGCCGCGACCCAUUCUUCCCUCCUUCUUCACAGCACAACCGUCAAGCUAGCUAUGGCGUAGUCGGUCCCGAGGGGCCACUCCAACCGAACGACGGCAGACAAGGUGGAUGGGGAAAUACAGCGCGUCACCAUCCUCCUGCCCAUAUGCUCCAUCAACACCAACACCAUCCCAAUGGUCCACCUCCACCUCCUCCACCGCCAUCCAUGACCUCCCCACACCACCCAUCGAGCCAGUCGCCCUACGCCCCCGAUGCCUCGCGUAGGCGCUCUCUGGGCGGCGUCACUCCCCCCAACCCAUAUGGACCUCCAUCCCACGAACACCCACCUCCGCCGCCUCCUCCACCGCCACCUCCUUCAUUUUCGCGUAACAACAUGCCGCCCCCUUUGUCCCCUCAACAGCAGCAGCAUCAUUCGUCGCAAACCCAGCGCGCCCCAUAUUCGACCGCGUUUGGUGGUCGCGAGCUCCCAGGGAUAAACCAAGUGCAUCGCCCUGGGAGCAGCAUGUCCAUCUCAUCUAUUAUCGGCGGGGGUGACGCUGGCCAUCAAGCUCAAACAACACAGUCGCAGUCAUCGCCUCGCAUGAAUGCUCCAGCAUCGAAUCCACACCACAUGCAACCUCCAUCACCCAGGCGCGGUCCUCCAUCCGUCUCCAGACCCGAUUUUCAAUCUUUCCGUCGGCAGCCAUCUCCAGAUAGGCACUUGUACAGUGGUGGUCCCAGAACGCAGGAGGCGCAUAAUUACAACGCGCUUUCGCCGAGACUCUAUGGCCCCCAGGGUUCUCCUGACCAGGGUCGUCCCUCUCAAGGGCAACCAUCUCAACCUUAUAAACCCAUGGUCUUCCAAGGCCAGCGCCCGUAUGCAGCAUCUCCAAACGAAUUGCAUCCACGCGAUUCUCGACCAACGCCAACUGGCGUUCCUCCCCGACCCAAUAGUCAGCCUUUAGGCCCUGGCCAACCAAACCCAGAGCCUAGCACGUACGAUUCGCCGAACAUGGCACGCGCGCAGUACGGGCCACCAGAAGAACGAAGAAGAACACUGGGUGAUUCCCAUCACACCAGACCCAAUGUUGCGGAACUCGUGGGUGGCGCAUUGCAAGCAUCGGAUAGGGAUCGGCCCUCCACUGUUCAGCCCGUUUCGCACUCUACAUUUAGCCCUCCCCGCGACCCGCGCGGUGCGACAGAGUCGAAUGCUUCUUCACACAAUCCCUGGCGACAUACAGUUCCCGAAGAGCCUCUUCGAGAGGCCCCGGAGGCGCGAAGAGACGAAAGACCACCUUACAGGCCGUUUGGAGGCUACUCUGCCCCUCCGCAAGGCCCCUCGCCCUAUGGUCCCAUCGGGCCCGAAGACAUGGUUCGUGGGCGAAGCCUAGAUCAUCUGAACCAUCGCGUCACAGAACAGUACCACGCAGCACCGACCUCCGAUCCAAACUCGACUGAACGUCACAAGUCUGAGCAGCUGUCAAGGUCUUUGUCUUCUGGCAGCUACGCGGGACGAUCGAUUUACGGUCCAGAUGCGAAUCGUCGAACAGGGCGGGCUUCUCCACUUCCACAGGCUGUUCAAGGUGCACAGGGACAACCGCUAUCGGUUGGAAAAGACCCCCACGUGAAAAGCGAGUUUGGUCGCAUGUUUUCGGGUCUUGGGGGCCUCGGCAGCUCGACGCCUUCUCGAGGAAGUCCAAUGCCUCAGAACGCACAUGACGCGCUUCCAGGCACCGAUCUCACCGAGCAUUUGCGCCUUCAACGAGUAAGUUCACAGAACGGCAGGAAGCCGAAGAGAGUCAAAGAUGAAGAAGCAAGUUUCGAUCAGGACGACGUGGAUGGCCGCGGCACCCCUGUGGGGAUGAGAGGUACCAAACGGAACAAGAGCACUCACCCCGGCCAUCACCACCACCAUCAUGCCCAUCAUCAUCAUCACCAUCACCACAAGCCCGACGAAGAGAUGCCUCCUACGUACAACCCCGCUUUCUCUGGGAGACAAACAAACACCCCUUCAAAUGGGGCUGGCCAGUCUCACCACCAUCACCACUAUCACAGCGGCCCGCACCACCACCAUCACCCUCCGCGCCCCAAUCAACCAAGCCUUCCCUCGCCAAAGAUUACGGCCAAGGUCCACGAUAUACAGGCUGUUCUGGAUGAAGCAGCAAAACAUCCGCGUAGACAUCUUGGAUCGCAGCUUUACGAAGCUUCGACUGAAUUACCCAAACCAAACUCGUCUGUAGAUGACCAGUUUGGAUAUGCCUCGAAACCAAAGCGGCUCCCCCGCUUCGAUUCUGACCCAGUAAACUGCACGUUUACAAUCAGGGUCCCAAGGUUCUAUCUGAAGCCACGACAGCGCCAGCAGAUUGUGUUGCAACGUCACCUUUGGGGGGCGCAGAUCUUCCGCGACAACUCGGAUCCGAUCGCAGCUGCGAUCCAUUCGGGGUGGAUUCGAGGGGAAUGGGAUGACACGGUCAACGUUGGCCUACUGGAUCCGCGUAUUACAGCGCCAAACGCCCCGAGCGACGCCGAAGAUACACUUAGCAAAGCACCAGCGGCUCCAGUCACUCCACCAGCUGACAUGGACCUCCAAAUCGAUGUGUUGAUACUUCCGCGUGUCCAGGAAUACGCAGGCACGGUCGAAUACGGUAUAUCGAGUCGCAAAAGCACCACACACGACGGAUUGAGUUUCAUGAUUCACAAGAUGCGUUGGGUGGAGGAGGGGGUAGGAAGUCGUGGACAAGAACGAACAGCAGCGGCAAUGAAGAGACGGCUCGAUGCAAGUGCGGCUCUUCUUUCGCUCCUCGGCAGUGGCGACGAAUCUCUACGAGCUGUCACGAAGUUGCAUGCCUAA
Molecule: messenger RNA, 3030 nt
Organism: Periconia digitata
Lineage: Eukaryota; Fungi; Ascomycota; Dothideomycetes; Pleosporales; Periconiaceae
Source: the annotation of a GenBank genome assembly